AUGUUGUCUAUUGUCGUUAUCAUUUAUAUUUUAUUAAUUCAACAACCUUAUCAAACGAAUCAAUUAGAAACAAUUCAAACAGCUUUAGCUAGUACUGUCGAAUUACCCUGUUCAGUCGGUCAAAAUAUCGAACCGGCAAAUCCUGCAAAGAUCAUCUGGAUUCGUGAUGAUCGAGCAGAUAUUGUCAGUCUUGAUUCAGUUAUAACAGUAAGAGAUCGUCGUUUAAGUAUUCUUACAAUGGAUAGUAUUGAUCGUGAAGAACGUAUUUUACGUAUAAUUAAUGUUGAAGAACAAGAUCAAGGUUUAUAUCGUUGUGUACGUGGUGAUAUUACAUUAAAUGAAGUUUUUCUUGAUGUACUCCUACCACCAAGAAUCAUUUCUCAUUCACCGGAACAUAUGCGUAUGACAGUUCGCGAAGGUCGAAAUGGUCGAUUUUCUUGUACAGCAUCCGGUCGACCAGUACCCGUUAUUCUUUGGCAUGUCAAUGGUCUAUCGAGGCCAGCAACAGUUACAACAAUUACGGGUAAAAAUGAGAGCAUUCUUAUCUUACGUAAUAUUUCACGGUUUGAUUCGGGUCGAGUCGAUUGUUCAGCAAGUAAUACAUUGAGUACUGUCAAUCGACAAUUUCUUCUUCAUGUCAAAUAUAAACCGACAGUUACAGUUCCG
Molecule: messenger RNA, 666 nt
Organism: Rotaria sordida
Lineage: Eukaryota; Metazoa; Rotifera; Eurotatoria; Philodinida; Philodinidae
Source: the annotation of a GenBank genome assembly